This is a messenger RNA of Saccostrea cuccullata (small rock oyster), 432 nucleotides long. RefSeq lists its product as uncharacterized. Bases 1 to 432 code for a protein of 143 amino acids. The transcript has a single exon. NCBI's taxonomy places the organism in Eukaryota, Metazoa, Mollusca, Bivalvia, Ostreida, Ostreidae. The record is from RefSeq and is a predicted model, not a curated record.
AUGGUACGAUGGAUAAUAAUAACUGGGUCCAGUAUAUCACAGGGGUCAAUAGAGGGUGGGUAUAAGGCGAAUGGGAGACCACUUUUUCUUGCCCGGGCACAAAUUGAAGGUGUCAUGACGCCUGGAAAAUGUGGCUAUCACCUUCCUGGAGCUCAUAUUCCAUACAGGUCUGAAGAACGAAUUGUUGAAGAGUACAAUGUUUUGAUUACUUCAAAAACUCCUGGAUAUUUUGAUUGGCAAAGUGGUUCUUUCGGCAAUGUCCCAUCACAUGCGUUCAGAAUGGAUGAUGGGAUAUAUGUGGUUAGAGCGUUCUACCGAGGAGGUUUAGUGCCAGGGAAAGUUGAUUCUUGUAGGAGUGCAUACAUAAGCUAUGGAGGGGAAGAAAUCAGGAUUCAGAAUUACGAUGUCUUCUGUGAGAUUAAAUUAGGUUAA